This is a messenger RNA of Truncatella angustata, 369 nucleotides long. RefSeq lists its product as uncharacterized. The coding region runs from base 1 to 369 and encodes 122 amino acids. NCBI's taxonomy places the organism in Eukaryota, Fungi, Ascomycota, Sordariomycetes, Amphisphaeriales, Sporocadaceae. The record is from RefSeq and is a predicted model, not a curated record. The transcript has a single exon.
AUGGUCCAAAUCGCAACUUUCGCUCUCGCCUUCACCGCUGCCCUCUCCAGCUUCGUGUCUGCCGGUCCUCUAGAGAACCGUGAGACCGCCAUCAAGGGCUGCACCAACGGUGGAAUCUACUGCGGCUUCGCUUUGAAGCAGAAGUCCGCCGACUAUAACUACAGAAUCAACGAUGCCCUGAACGCCGCUGGUACUAGCACAGAUAUCAAGCACACCGACCAGUCCAUCUUCAUCUGCGGCGGUGACAACUACAUCACCUUUGAUCAGUUUUGCCCCAACGGCUGCGUUGGUGGUACCAAGGAUGAUGACUACUGCAGCGACACUGAUGCCAAGCGUGGUAUGAAGUUUGGGGAGCGCUCUGAGGAGUAA